AUGACUGAGUUUGUACACUAUCAACAACCUUUGCUGGAAAGAGAAUUGAUAGGAGUGAAGAAUGCAGGUGCUGUAGUAAGGAAUGAAAUUGUUGCUGAUUAUGAUCCAUACUGUCCAGCUUGGUUGAGAUUUGCUGAAUCAGAACCAAAGCUUGAGUCAAAGAGACAAGUGGCUCAACUCACAAGGUCGAAAUCACGUAAACAAAAGAAUCUGGAUGUCAAUUUACACCCAAAUAUAUCCUUACCUACGACGAAUCCCAAUUUCAACAACGUGCAAAGACUGUUGUCACAAAUAAACCAAAGUCUGAUGAAACGUAAGCCAGAAAAGUUGAAUUUGGAACCUCCCAAGUUUCCAUUAUCCGUAUAUGAGCGACAAAAAAAUGAAGGAUCGAAAUCACAAACUCCCAAGCCAAGUUUCAUGCCACCUCAACUACCAGGACCACCACUACCACCAAACAAUGUCUCAAUUCACAAAAAAGUGAAUUCCCCCAUGCGUGCAGAAUUCUUCAACAAUGAAAUGACAAGUGAUGUAAAGUUUCAAUACCAACAGCACAUUAUAGAGUUUCUUAACUAUACCAUUGGCAAAUACAAGCAGUUGGAAAAAUACUUGGAGACUAAUAAAUUGGAGUGGAAUGCCACUUCGGAAAAGAGUUUGGUGUUGUUGAACCUCAUACGGAUCAAAGAUGGAUUUAAGGAUAUAAUAUUGAGUAUAUUGAAACAAUUGAGUAAACAAUCGGGUAUAAUUGAUCAAAGAGAAGUGACUGAAAUGGAGCUAAUCAACUGUAAUGUGUUCCAAUUUGUCUACAAUUGCUCAAUAGAAACGGUAAAUUUUGGUGAUUUGAUUAAUAAUCUGGCUAUAUUUAACAACUUGUUCAAGUUUAGCUUAUUGAGUUAUUAUUUCAAGUUGGAUUUUGUCAUUGAAAAAGCUGUUCACCAUCGUGAUGCGUUGGCCAUUCCAAUGGGAGUUUGGUUUAAAUUGCCCACAUUUGUCAAAUCCAUCAAGGACCAGUUGGUGAAACUUAGCAAUCACAACAUCAAAAUGGGAAUUGACAAUGGAAUCAAGAGGAAUUAUCAAGACUUGGAAAUAUGCUUGGUGAAAUUGAACUCCGUGACUUCAAAAUUCGCCAUUGUUGACAAUCUAAAGAAGAAUUAUCCAAUAUUGAAAUGGACAGAUUUGAACAAAGUGGAUGAACUUUUGAAAGCAAAAGUCCCGGACUACUACCCACAACACCAUAUAAUGUAUGAGAAUGGGGUUGGUGGAAGUCACAAGUUGCAGUUUGAUGAUUUCACUAGUCGGCCAUUGAGUUCAGCUGUUGAUACCAAUGUCGUCAACGGGCUCCAUUCGAACUAUAAGUUAGAUGCUAAAGCAGCCAGAAGCAAAGUAAAACAAGCGGAGCCAGCACGAACAUUAUCAAGAGGAGUCUCUAUCAAACGAUCAUUGUCAUCGAUGGUAAAACGUAAUGUUUCCACAUCCGAAUCCAAUGACAAGAACAAGCCAAGCAAGUUGAAUGUGUUGAGUGACUUUUUUACACCACUGAUGGAUAAUCAACCAAAGCAACAAGUUUCACGAUCGCAAACAACCAAAUCAUCACGGUCUAAACUUCGUAGUGAAACAACACAGGUGACGACUCCACCAAGAAAAAAUCAAUCAUUACAUGAAAACAAGCAAGAUCUGAAUAUCGCAGAUGAAGAAAAGGAACUGCCAAGUCAGCAUCCGAGGUUAGCUACGCGUUCACCAAGCAAGAAGGACAUUUUACUCAUGCUCAAAAAUCGACCUUUGCCAUCUGAGCCAGAAGCUACUUCACCACAGCAACACCACAAGCACAAGCACAAGCAACAAGGAGAAGCAACAAUAACAACAACAAUAGCAAACUCACAAGUGCACAAUUACAUCAACUGUCUUGUUCAAUUGCGCAAAAAGUUGAAAGCACUAGGUCCACAGUUGAUUGAGUUUUUAGAGAUCCAGUUGAAAUACUGUCAAUUGUGGCAGAGAUUCCUCGAGGAUAAUUCUCCCACCACUGGCUAUCGCAUUCAGGACCCAUACAUCAAAUCAAUCUAUCAAUCAUUCCAUGAAAAACUCCUCCAUCAAAUAAAUUUCACUCAACAUACAAUUGUGCGUCACAUAAAUUCCAAAUUGAUAAUGCCUAUCGAUGAAUGUUUACAAUUGUAUCGUCGUUCUUCAGUGACUGACUUACUGUACAUUCACCAGUUUAUGGAAUUGAUUGUAUGCCAGUAUAAUAAAUUGUACUGCGAAUGGCUUGAAGGGUUAAUUGGUACCCAAUCGAUUGAAGAAUAUCAGCAGUUGUGUGAGCGCAUGAAAGGGUGUCCUGGUGUGAAAAGGGGAGAUGAUAUUGUUGAGUAUUAUGAGCAGUUGACCAAGUUGAAGAACUUGGUUGUGUAA
Molecule: messenger RNA, 2400 nt
Organism: Lodderomyces parapsilosis
Lineage: Eukaryota; Fungi; Ascomycota; Pichiomycetes; Serinales; Debaryomycetaceae
Gene: FAV1
Product: Fav1p
Exons: 1
Coding region: 1-2400 (799 amino acids)
Source: RefSeq, a predicted model, not a curated record